This is a messenger RNA of Cydia fagiglandana, 963 nucleotides long. RefSeq lists its product as uncharacterized. Lineage: Eukaryota; Metazoa; Arthropoda; Insecta; Lepidoptera; Tortricidae. The record is from RefSeq and is a predicted model, not a curated record. The transcript is spliced from 4 exons. The coding region runs from base 1 to 963 and encodes 320 amino acids.
AUGACUGAUGAUGAUGCUUCCGACAUAUUAGUGGAUAUCGCUAACUAUAAAAGUCGUAAAGACAUGUAUGAAAAAGAUUUUUUGUGGAAAAUGGCUGAAAAGGUGGAACCAGUAGUUUGGGAUUAUUCCCGGGAACGGCACAUCAGUAGGCCCAUAGGGUUUUUACAUAGCUUGGGUAGUGACAACUUCGAUUUAAAGUCAGCGUGUAGUCUUAUACCACUUAUGGAUGGUACUGAGGAAACAACAAAGAGAUUAAUAGAUGCUGUUGACAUGUAUUCGGGUAUGUUGAACGAGCCAGGUAAAAAGUCGCUAAUUACAUUUGUGUUAAAAGGAAGGUUGUCUGAAAGUGCGAAAUUACGCAUGUCAGAUACAUAUACGACCGUAGAGCUACUUAUAAGGGAUUUACGUAACUCACUUUUACCGAAAAAAUCUUUUACAGCAAUCCAUUCCCGACUUCAAAAUAUAAGUCAGGGCUGGCGCAGUAUAGAUCAGUAUGGAUCCGAAAUAGAGAAACUUUUUUCUGAGUUGACUAUAACUCAGGCAGAAGGUAAUUCGUCGAGUUAUGAUGUGCUUAAGCCGCUGAACGAAAAAAUGUGCAUUAAAAAGUUCACAGAUGGUUUGAAGGAUCCAAGGCUCAGCACCAUUAUUGCGGCGCGGAACUUCAGCAGCUUGAAGGAUGCUAUCCAGGCUGCGCAGGACGAAGAUGUAUCGAGGCCGACAACGUCCAGCCAACCGGAGGUCAUGGGUACCACAGAGGCUUUGCUCACAACUCGUACAGAGGCCAUCGACAUCGUAAUCAAAGGGGUCCGCGACAGUACACCUAUGGUCGAUAUCCUCAACCCCAACAAGGCAACUCGCGAGGAGGCAGCCGUGGAUACAAGUCACGAGGCAGGCCGGCACGAGGGGGUUCGUAUUUCGGGUCCCGUGCCCGAGGGGUCACCGCUCGUGGCAGCCUGCACGUGA